AUGGAGAAAGGGGUGCCCUGCAGCAAAUGUACGCACAGCAAACGACACUGUUUUACAUCGAAACCACGGAAGCUGGACCGGGCUCAGAGAAAACCACAAGAUAAUUUGUCGCUAGUUCACGAUUUAGCCCCGAAAGCCGAUGGCAUUGUGAGCUUGAACAAUAGCGCUACAGAACAUGGUGAUAUUCGCGGUUCCGAUGUUUCUCGAUGCUCUCUCAACAAACGCAAAUGCCAAACGCCCAUCACCAGAGAAUAUCUCAGCUCAUAUCUUCGAGCCCAGGAGAAACCUUGGUUGACACUACCAGGCUUCAUUGAGUCUCCAGCCCUGCAUUUGGACCAAUCCACUCUAGAAUACCUGGCUCAACAAGGAGCUUUUAACCUUCCGCCUGAGGGCAUACGAAACGAAUUCCUGAAAUGCUUUGUCGACUAUGUUCAGCCUUUUGGACCAGUUCUGGAUGUUCGAGCAUUUGUCCGCGCAAUUCAGCAGAAUGACCCCUAUAACCCAAUUAGCCUGUCGCUACUAUGGGCAGUGGUAUUUGCCGCAAGUUCAUUCAUUGAUAUAGAUCACUUGCGUUUGCUCGGGUUCAACACUCGCAGAUCUGCUAGGCAGCAUCUGUAUCGCCUAGUGAAGCUUUUAUACAGCUUCGACGUGGCAGGUGGGCCAACAGCUCGCCUUCAAAUAGCGUUACUUUUGACCUUCGGCUACGAGACGCCAGAUGAUCUCCAUGACGCUUGGUACUGGCUUGGGGUCGCAAUCACAUGGGCAAAGACGCUCGGUGCCCACUGUGUGAGCAGCGGCGGUCAACCUAGAAACCCCAGAAAUAAUUUGUUGAGGCGUUUAUGGUGGAGUUGCUGGGUUCGGGACAGGAUCAUUACAAUCGGCCUACGCAGACCUAUGCAUAUCAAGACGGGAGUCCCAGAAUUGGACCUUGACGAUUUUGACCUUGCUCCCACUUCACAAGACAUCACAAAGACGCUUGGGUUGCCGCGCUCGGUCAAGGACUCAAAUACAAUCACAAAGUUGGCACGAAUAACUCUUGCACUUGGAUCAUUGUGCGAGUAUAUUGGUGACAUAUUCAAUGGGUUGUUCUUGGAAGGCACCGGAUCUGCCAAACCAAAACAGGAAGCCGAACACUCUCAGUGCAAAUGGCACUCUCUGACUACGGAUAUUAACUGGAUCUCUCAAAUGAACAAGCGCUUGGAGGACUGGCUCAGUCGUACUGCACAGGAAGUCCAACUUUUUGCACCUGGAAGCCUCGAAGUGAUAAAUGAUGAAGAAGAUUCUUCUAUUUUGAUUGUUCACAGAGCCAUGCUUGUAUGUCUUUAUUACACGAUAAGCACCACGCUUUACCGGUCACAGUUCCUAGAUGCACGUUCCGCGGCCAUACGGUUGUCAGCACUACAGGAGCUCUCGCUACUCAAAGUACAAGUCGCCGCAGAUCGAGUUUUCCGAGUGUACAUGAAUUUGAAGGAGCGUGCUCUGAUCCAAUUCCUACCACAUAUGGGUGUGGUGUGUCUUAUCCCAGCUACGCUGGCCCACUUGCUGGAAUCGCAGACGAACGAUCGAACAGCCCGUAAGAUGAGUUUGCAAAAAGCACAAUCCUGUGUCGACAUCUUGCAUGAGUUAAGCCAGACAUAUGCUUCUGCUGAGUACGCCAUUCUGAAUUUGAUGAUUGCGAAGGGUCGAAUCUGUGGCUCCCUGGAUGUGUCUGACAAGGAAGAAGAGCCUGGAAUAACUCAACCCCAGAUAGUAUCUUCUUUACUCCAGUCUAUGACAAUGUCAACGGAAGAACGCCACCUCCUAUCAUACUGGCUACUCGAUACCGACAUCAACAGCUUCAGCCAAAUUGAAAGCAGUGAUAUGUUUAAUCUGGCCUUACUAUACGGCUGUAACCAAGAACGAUGUGGGGGCAAACGCGAACACUCCGGGCAAGUGAAUUCGAGGGUUUUACAGAAUAAUCCCGUUGAAAACUUACCUGCUCUCGCACCACCUUCGAGCUCUCUGGUAGAACCCUUUGGCUGGGGACAAAACUCGCAGAGCUUUGCGGAACAUUAUUGUGAUAGUUCACUAACUCCCACCAAUUCCUUUGGUACUCUGGAGAUCCCCUCCAAUAUUUUUACCAUUGAUACAACAGAAGAAGAUACUUUGAAUUUUGAUAUGGUAUUGGACAAAACAUGUAUGCAGAAUGGUUUGAUAAGUAGCUCCGAGGAUUGGAGGACGAAGUCACCUUUUCUUGAGUCUAAUCUCAACGAAUUGGCCGAGGUGUUUGAUUUUAACUUGGCAUGCCAAUAA
Molecule: messenger RNA, 2292 nt
Organism: Exophiala oligosperma
Lineage: Eukaryota; Fungi; Ascomycota; Eurotiomycetes; Chaetothyriales; Herpotrichiellaceae
Exons: 1
Coding region: 1-2292 (763 amino acids)
Biological process (GO): DNA-templated transcription
Molecular function (GO): zinc ion binding; DNA binding
Source: RefSeq, a predicted model, not a curated record